Hevea brasiliensis (rubber tree) is the source of this 1191-nucleotide messenger RNA. RefSeq lists its product as uncharacterized. The transcript has a single exon. The record is from RefSeq and is a predicted model, not a curated record. The coding region runs from base 1 to 1191 and encodes 396 amino acids. Lineage: Eukaryota; Viridiplantae; Streptophyta; Magnoliopsida; Malpighiales; Euphorbiaceae.
AUGAGAGAGAGAGGCAAAGCUGUGGAGAUGUACAGCAAUGACCUUUUCCAAGAUUGCAGCAUCUUAUCAUCUGAUCUUCCAUGCAAGAAACACCCAUCAUCUUCUUCAGUUGGUAUAUGUGCUUAUUGUCUCAAAGAUCGUUUAGUCAAGCUGGUCUGCUCAGACUGUGGAGAACAAAGGCUUUCUUCUUGCUCUUGUUCUGAGAUCUCUUCCAAUCACAAUUCCUGUACUGUUGAGGUAGGCAGUGUUGGUCUCAUUUCAUUCUUGAUAGAAAAAGAUAAAAAAAGUGAAGUUUUUUCCCAUUCAAAUUCUAAGCCCAAAACUAGUGGAGAAAAAGCAGAUGAAGUAUUCUUCCUUAAGAGAAGCAGUAGUAGCUGUGUUGAGAUAAAGAGGAAAGGUAGGUUUUGGAGGAUUGGCAAGCUGUUUAGCAAGAAAAGGGAAAAGGGUUGUGAGAGAAGCAGUGUUGGCGGUUUCGAAGAAAAAAGUGAUCUUUGGGUUGUUGAUGACAUGAGCGUUUCCAGGUCCAGGUCUCUAUGCAGUUUCAGAGGCGGUGGCUUUUUUGGUUCUGAAGAUGGUGCCUUUUCUGGUAAUAGGAGUUCUAUUUCUGGUGCUAGGAGUUCUAUUUCAGCUGCUAGGAGUUCCAUUUCCGCAGCUAGGAAUUCUGGUGUCAAUGGUGGUCUGCUCUUUGAUCCUGAUAGAAAAAGCGGCUCCAGUGAAGCAGAGCCAAGAAAAAGUGGCUUCGACGUUGAAAAGAAAGACACUAGUGUUUCAGAUCCCAAAAAGCUUGAUCCUGGUUUUAAUGGAGAAAACACUAGACGUGUGUUUUCACUUAGAGAAGGCAACUUUACUACUAUGGAUGAUUCAGCCUUCAUUGAACUCAAGUUUGAUUUGCCGUCAGAGUCCAGAGCAGAUUUACCUUGUGCGAAGAUUGGUGGUGCUUUGUCAGAUUCAAAUUCUGCUUUUGGUAGCAUGAGAGGCGGUGAUUUUCUGACACAGCAUCAAUGUGGAGGCCCUUUUGGGACCCUUAUGGGAGAUGCGCUGUUCACUAAUGGAGGUUCAUGUAGGAUCACAGUUAGUGACAGAGGAAUCAAAAGGAGCGGGAAAAGUUUCAAGAGUUGGAGAUGGAUUUUCAGGCACAAUCCUAAUGCAAGGAACAAAGACGAAGACAUUGUGGUCAAACCCUUAGCUUAG